AUGAAACAAGAACUUUUCAACUUUGAAGGCGUCGAACUGAUGGUCAUGAUGAUGAAGGAAAAACGCCUCGCCCGAUCACGCGCUAUCAAAUUGCUCGACUACGCCCUCCAAUCACCCACCGGCGCCCCCUCCUGCAUCUGCUUCAUCAUCGUUACCUUCUUCUCCGCCUUCAUGGGCAAAUACACGCACAAAUCCAAAAAUCGGCACCUCCAGACCAGCCAGAGUCAUUCGCCAGAGAGGAUCAGGCUGAUAACCAAAUUUGUCGAGGAAGGGUAUGCAAAGGUGGAGAGGCUGCUUGGACUGCGCGAAGCUGCCGAAAGCAGGCUCUCGCCCGUCAAGCAAAAUAUCGACAACGAAAAAAAGACUCUGAGAGCGGAAGGCGCGGGAGAAGAGGAGAUUGAAGAGAUGGAGGUGGAGUGGUAUUUGAGAAAGAUGGAUGCGGGGCUGGCGAGUUUGCAGAAUACAAAUUAUGUGAUUGCAUGGGUAUGA
This is a messenger RNA of Cryptococcus wingfieldii CBS 7118, 489 nucleotides long. RefSeq lists its product as hypothetical. The transcript has 3 exons. The coding region runs from base 1 to 489 and encodes 162 amino acids. Lineage: Eukaryota; Fungi; Basidiomycota; Tremellomycetes; Tremellales; Cryptococcaceae. The record is from RefSeq and is a predicted model, not a curated record. Gene Ontology annotation, cellular component: spliceosomal complex.